AUGAAUAACUUAAAUGACCCCCCAAAUUGGAAUAUCCGGCCCAAUUCCAGGGCUGAUGGAGGUGAUGGAAGCAGAUGGAAUUAUGCCCUGUUGGUUCCGAUGCUGGGACUAGCUGCUUUUCGCUGGAUUUGGUCUCGGGAGUCGAGAAAAGAAAUAGAAAAGGAGAGAGAAGCAUACCGUCAGAGGACGGCUGCCUUCCAGCAGGACCUUGAAGCCAGGUACCAUGCCACAAUCGCAGAAAGCCGGCGGGCCGUGGCACACUUGUCCCUGGAACUUGAAAAGGAGCAGAACAGAACAACUAGUUACCGAGAAGCCCUCAUCUCUCAGGGGCGCAAGUUGGUGGAAGAGAAGAAACUUCUGGAACAGGAGCGGGCUCAGGUCCUGCAGGAGAGGAGGCAGCCCUUGCGCAGUGCGUACCUGCGCUGCCUGGGCCAGGAGGAGGACUGGCAGCGCAGGGCCAGGCUCCUGCUGAGCGAGUUCGAGGCCGCACUCACCGAGAGACAGAGCAUCUACUGCAGCCUGGUGCUCCCGCGUCGCAGGCGACUUGAGCUCGAGAAGAGCUUGCUGGUCCGCGCGUCCACUGACCCGGUGGCCGCAGACCUCGAGAUGGCAGCUGGCCUCACUGACAUAUUUAAGCACGAUACGCACUGUGGUGACGUCUGGAACACCAACAAGCGCCAAAACGGGAGGCUCAUGUGGCUGUAUCUCAGAUACUGGGAACUAAUCGUUGAACUGAAAAAGUUUAAGCAGGUAGAGAAAGCCAUACUGGAAAAGUAA
Molecule: messenger RNA, 777 nt
Organism: Rangifer tarandus platyrhynchus (Svalbard reindeer)
Lineage: Eukaryota; Metazoa; Chordata; Mammalia; Artiodactyla; Cervidae
Source: the annotation of a GenBank genome assembly